This is a messenger RNA of Brassica napus (rape), 582 nucleotides long. Its product is annotated as glutathione S-transferase T3-like. NCBI's taxonomy places the organism in Eukaryota, Viridiplantae, Streptophyta, Magnoliopsida, Brassicales, Brassicaceae. The coding region runs from base 1 to 582 and encodes 193 amino acids. The transcript has 2 exons. The record is from RefSeq and is a predicted model, not a curated record.
AUGUGGACGCCUGUAGAAGAUAUGGUGCUCAUCAGCUCCUGGCUCAACACAAGCAAGGAUUCAGUAGUGGGAAAUGAGCAACGGUCUGGGGCAUUCUGGAAUAGGAUCGCCGCUUACUUUGCGGCAACAACCAGAGAGAAGACAAGUGGGCAAAAUGAGAAUGAUGUUCUCAACAGAGCUCAUGAAAUCUUCUUCACCAACCACCGAAAAAAUUUUAUUCUUGAGCACGCUUGGAAGGAGCUUCGGAAUGAUCAAAAAUGGUGUGCCACUGCUACAUCUAAAAACGAAGGAAGCGGUAAAAGGAGGAAGUUAGACGAGGGUUCACAGUCUGAGACUUCACACGCUGUUGAGGAGGAACGCCCCCCGGGUGUUAAGGCAGCAAAAGGGAAGAACAAGAAUGUCAAGUGGGAGGAAAGGCUGUCACAGUUUCAGACUAUGUGGGAAAUAAAACAAAAAGACUUGGUCUCCAAGGACAGGCUAUCAAGAAAUCGGAUACUUGACCGUUUACUUGCAAAGCAAGAGCCCUUAGAUGAGGUCGAAAAUGCUGUUGUGAAAAAGCUCCUAGCUGAGUUGUUGAACUAG